AUAGCACAAUAUGUGCAGUGAAAUAAAUAAUUUUUUAUGAAAAUACGCCAGUUACAAAUUGGGCCUCUUUUAGUUACGCCCCUGGUGAUGGUCAAGUCUGUACCUACCUUUAUUGGAAAAUUAGCAAAACAGUGAAAAUUUAAAAAAGGCAUAUUUUCUCAUACAUUCAUUUAUUUUGGGCUACCUUUGAAUGCCACUUGGCUAGUUUUGGGCUGGUUUUGAAAAUAAGACCUGGCAACCCUUUUUGUAUGCGAUGUGUGCCAUCCAUGAACGGGCAUUUUACAUAGCAUUCCCUUUUUUAAACAGUUAUUUGUUCCUGUGAGGUGUACACAGCUUCCUACAGCAGAAACACUGAGCUGAUCAACCUGAAAGUGAGCGUUCGGUGGUUAUUUGGAAAGCUCUUGCUAUUCGUUCCCGUGCAGCUUCCAAUAGCAGAAACACAGCUUAUCAUUUUUAACCUAUCAACCUGCAAGUGAGCCUUGGUUGUUAUUUAGAAGGCAGUCCUUAUUUUUCUUCUAGCAAACUCUUGCUAUUUGUUCCCAUGUGGUGGUGUGCAGCUUCAAAGUGCAGAAAAAUAGCAGUCAUCAACCUCCUACUACAGUCCUGUUAUUAGGAAAGGCAGCAUGGCUUUCAGAAUCUCUGAAUCGAAAAAAGAACACAGAAAAAGAAAAGUUACAGAGGAAGGAAGAGUGUUUAAAGAAAAUUGGACAGAAGAGUACUUUUUUGUUGAGGCAAACAGUAAAGCACUCUGCUUAAUUUGUGGUGAAUAUGUGCAAGUUUUCAAAGACUAUAAUUUAAAAAGGCAUUAUAUGCAAAAACAUGCUGCAAAAUUCUCUGUGUAUCAAGGAAUGUGUCGUAAGGACAAAGCAAUGGAACUUAAGAAAAGUCUGUCUUCUCAACAAAAUUUAUUUAAAAAAGUUAUUACUCAGACAGAAUCUAUUGUAAAAGCUAGUUAUGUGGUAACAUAUUUAAUAGCAAAAAAAUCAAAACCAUUUACUGAUGGUGAGUUUAUUAAGCAAUGUAUGGAAAGUGUGGCAGACAUAAUUUGCCCUGAAAAAAAAGGGGAUAUUUCUAAAAUAAGUUUGUCACACCAGACUAUAGCCAGGCGAACAGAAGACAUUGGAAAAUCUGUUGAAAGAUGUUUGAAGAGUAAAGCUGCUAAAUUUAAAUAUUAUGCUUUGGCAGUGGAUGAAAGCACUGAUGCUACAGAUACGGCUCAACUUGCCAUUUUUAUGAGAGGUAUUGAUAAUGAAUAUAAUGUUACUGAAGAGAUGGCUUCUUUAGUGCCAUUAAAAGACACAACUAAAUCAAGAGAUUUAUAUGAAGCAGUAAAAAAUAUGUUAAAUAGAUAUUCUCUGUCUUUUGAAAACAUAUCUGGUAUAGUUACUGAUGGUGCCCCAGCAAUGGUAGGUAGAAGAGAGGGACUUGUAAAAUUAAUAGAAAAUGAUGCAAUUGCUGCCAAAAACUCACAUUUAAUGAAGUAUCAUUGCAUAGUACAUCAAGAAAAUUUAUGUGCAAAAGCUUUAAAAAUGGAUAACAUCAUGCAAAUAGUGAUAAAGGCUGUGAAUUUCAUAAGGGCCAAGGGCUUGAAUCAUCGCCAGUUCCAGGAAUUUCUUAGAAGUGUAGAUGCUGACUGUGGUGAUGUCAUUUACUUCUCAGAAGUAAGAUGGCUAAGUCGAGGCCAAAUGUUGAAAAGAUUUUAUGAUUUGCGACAUGAAGUAAAGUCAUUUAUGGUAUCAAAAGCAAAAUGUGUGCCUGAACUUGAUGAUGAAAACUGGCUUACAGAUUUAGCAUUUUUAGUGGAUUUGACCUCCCAUUUGAAUGACUUAAAUAUGCGUCUUCAAGGUAAAAACCAGCUUAUCAACACAAUGUUCCAAGGCAUAACAGCAUUCCAAACUAAACUAAAAUUAUGGGAAGAUCAAAUUAAGGCAAACAAUUUUAUGCAUUUCAACACAUUGGCCAAACAUGUUCCUGUGAACACUGAAAAAUAUGCAGCCUUGCUUUAUGAUUUGAUACAAGAAUUUGAAAAACGUUUUCAGGAUUUCAGGGAAAAUAAACAACAUUUUGCUAUAUUUGCAACACCAUUUUCAGUUGACAUAAAUAUGUUACCUGCCAAUUUUCAAAUGGAAUGCAUUGAGCUGCAAUCUGACUUUCAGCUUAAGGAAAAAUUUGAUCAUGUGUCUUUACUGGACUUUUAUAGGUCCUAUCUUCCCAGAGAUAAAUAUCCCUCACUGCACAACCAUGCCUUAUUCAUGUCAUCACUUUUUGGCAGCACCUAUAUUUGUGAGCAACUUUUUUCAAGAAUGAAGCACACUAAGAGUAAAAUUAGAACCAAAUUAUCUGAUGAGCACCUUGAAAAUUCACUGAGAAUUGCAACUACUUCAAUGGAACCAGAUAUUGAUGCAUUAGUUUAUCAAACACAAUGUCAAAAAUCCCACUAGGAUGGCUUAAUUUGCUCUCUUUUCUUUUACUUUUUUUGUAAACUUUACUCUUACAGUUAUCAUCUUUUUUGCAUUGUAAAAACAUAUAUUUGCUUCACAUUGCAUGUGUAGACAACUUAAGGAAAACUUUGACUAUGUGUCUUUACUGGACUUUUAUAGGUCCUAUCUUCCCAGAGAUAAAUAUCCCUCACUGCACAACCAUGCCUUAUUCCUGUCAUCACUUUUUGGCAGCACCUAUAUUUGUGAGCAACUUUUUUCAAGAAUGAAGCACACUAAGAGUAAAAUUAGAACCAAAUUAUCUGAUGAGCACCUUGAAUAUUCACUGAGAAUUGCAACUACUUCUAAUCUAAUGCAUCAAUAUCUGGUUCCAUUGAGCAGUAGUUUAUCAAGUCAAGUGCAAUGUCAAAAAUUCCAUUAGGAUGGUUUGUUUUGCUCUCUUUUCUUAUGAAUGAAGAAUGAAGCACACUAAGAGUAAAAUUAGAACCAAAUUAUCUGAUGAGCACCUUGAAUAUUCACUGAGAAUUGCAACUACUUCUAAUCUAAUGCAUCAAUAUCUGGUUCCAUUGAGCAGUAGUUUUAUCAAGUCAAGUGCAAUGUCAAAAAUUCCAUUAGGAUGGUUUGUUUUGCUCUCUUUUCUUAUGAAUGAAGAAUGAAGCACACUAAGAGUAAAAAUAGAACCAAAUUAUCUGAUGAGCACCUUGAAUAUUCACUGAGAAUUGCAACUACUUCAAUGGAACCAGAUAUUGAUGCAUUGAUUAGUAGUUUAUCAAACACAAUCUCUAAAAUCCCACUAGGAUGGUUUAAUUUGCUCUUUUCUUUUACUUUUUUUGUAAAGUUUACCAGUAAGCUGCAGGCUGAAGCUAGCCUUUCAUUAGGCAGGAGAAGAGUCAUGUAGUUUUUGGAGUUGCUUGCCACAAAAUUAGAACCAAAUUAUCUGAUGAGCACCUUGAAUAUUCACUGAGAAUUGCAACUACUUCUAAUUUAUUGCAUCAAUAUCUGGUUCCAUUGAGCAGUAGUUUAUCAAGUCAAGUGCAAUGUCAAAAAUCCCAUUAGGAUGGUUUGUUUUGCUCUCUUUUCUUUUUUUUGUAAAACUUUACUUGUAUCUUCUUUUUUGUGCAUUGUACAACCAUAUAUUUGCUUCACAUUGCAUGUGGAGAGAGAAAAAGAAAGUAAGUGAAAAAAAGAAAGAAAUGAACAAUUAAUAAAAGGUAUGGAGAAAAUAAAAGAGUGAAAUAACAUGUUGUUGUUCUGUUUUUUGUCCAAACACAUGAU
Messenger RNA from Xenopus laevis (African clawed frog), 3713 nucleotides. Its product is annotated as general transcription factor II-I repeat domain-containing protein 2-like. The coding region runs from base 624 to 2441 and encodes 605 amino acids. NCBI's taxonomy places the organism in Eukaryota, Metazoa, Chordata, Amphibia, Anura, Pipidae. The record is from RefSeq and is a predicted model, not a curated record. The transcript is spliced from 4 exons.